Molecule: messenger RNA, 1338 nt
Organism: Didymodactylos carnosus
Lineage: Eukaryota; Metazoa; Rotifera; Eurotatoria; Philodinida; Philodinidae
Source: the annotation of a GenBank genome assembly
AUGUUCAUGAUCGGCGCACAAUUCUCUAUCGAAUGGUGUGUAAAACGUCAAAAAAUAAAUUCCAUUCGAAUUGAUGAAUUGCAAACUCACCCGUUUAUGAAAAAUGCGAAGAAAAUUUCAAAUGAUCCACGUUAUUUUAUGGAUGAAACAAGGAAAAUCAUUGAUUCUCAAUCCAAACAGCAACAAUUACAAAACAAUGAUAAUGGACAAUUAAUUGGUGACAUUUUUGUAUGCGGAGCCAUUGCUUAUGGAUAUAAUUUCGAUGCUAUCACAUGCGACUCAUGUAAAGCAUUCUUCAGACGAAAUGCUCUAAGAGAUUUGAAUACCAUUCGAUGUCGUCGUCUUCAAGCAUGUUUAAUUACGUGGUAUACCCGACGACGUUGUACAUAUUGUCGACUAAUCAAAUGUUUUCAAAAUGGAAUGCGAAAAGAUUGGAUAAUGACGGAUGAACAAAAAGAAACGAAAAAACGAAAAAUAGAAGCAAAUCGUUCUUUAAGGCAAUCUACUUUUUUCCCUUAUGAAACAAUUCAUCCAGAGAUAAAUAAUGAUCUCAUCGAUUUGAUAGAUUUCGGUGAGUCCUACUUUCAAAUUAGUCAGCAAUCAUCAUGCUUAAGUCUGACCGAUAUGAUGAAAAUAGAUAAUAUUCAAGCGUCUUAUAGUCAACGUAUUCAGCUAGCUGCUCUCAGUGGUCUUCCAUGUGAUCCAAGAUUAAAAGUAACAUCUUUUUAUCAAUUACUCAAUAUUAAAUCGGUUAUUCUUAUUCGUUUAAUGUCCUAUUUUAAACAAAUACCCGAAUUUCAAGCCUUAAAUGUUGACGAUAAAGUAACAUUAAUUAAAUAUAAUUUAAUACCGUUACUACCACUCAAUUUAAUUUUAUCCUAUAAUCCUGACACAGAAACAUUUAUAGAAACGGAUACCGAUUAUCCAAUAGAUUCACGAAUAUGUUUAAAAUUUCAUGGAACUGAGAUGUAUAUUGAAACAAAACAAAUACUUGACUCAUUAUGGAAUAUUGCAUCAUAUGAUCAUACGAUAAUAAAAUUAGCAUUAAUUAUUUUAAUAUUUUCAAAAGGUUUUUCACCAUUGAGCUAUUUACCGGAACCAUAUUUAAAAGAUGCACUUCAAGUUUAUCAUGCACAAAAUUUUUAUGUAGAAUUAUUAUGGCGAUAUAUGGAAACAAAUUUUGGUGGAAUAAAAGCGGCUCAAAUCUUCUCAAAAUUAAUAUGUCAAAGUAUGAGUAUUCAACUUCAUGUUAAGAAAAUGUCACAGAAAACUCGAGAACAAAUAACAGAAUUAAGCCAAAUUUCACCAAUGAUGAGAUCAUUAUUACAUUAUACUUGA